This is a messenger RNA of Brassica napus (rape), 1073 nucleotides long. Its product is annotated as AT-hook motif nuclear-localized protein 13. The transcript is spliced from 4 exons. Lineage: Eukaryota; Viridiplantae; Streptophyta; Magnoliopsida; Brassicales; Brassicaceae. Gene Ontology annotation, molecular function: minor groove of adenine-thymine-rich DNA binding. Bases 13 to 984 code for a protein of 323 amino acids. The record is from RefSeq and is a predicted model, not a curated record.
CUCUAAUCUUCCAUGGAGGAUUCUAAAGAACCCAACCAACAGCAGCAGCUACAACCACCGCAUGGGACGCUUACGGGCUCCUACAACCGCAACGCCGCCACGUUAACCGGUCCCACCUCCACUCCUCAGGCGAUGCCCCACUGGUUAUCUGUCGGGGAUCUCUCGCAGCGCCAGCCUCAACAACCGUGGAUGCAGUUCGGGAACGAGCAACCAGGAAGAGGACGACCGAGGAAGUAUGCUUCUUCUGAUGUCAUUGAUCUUUCUCUGCGUCUUGGUGGUGGUGGAGGUGCAAGUGCUAACUCAUCAGACCCACCACCUGUUAAACGGACCAGAGGUCGUCCUCCUGGCCCCGUCAAGACCCAGCUCAACGCUUUAGGUACUCCAUCGAUCUUUCUUGAAACCCCUUUUUUUUUUAAUCAAAUCAAGAUAUAUCACUGCUUGCUUAUAGGAGGAGCAGGAACACCGUUUAUACCUGAUAUCAUUGAGGUCGAAGCUGGAGAGGACAUAGCUGCAAAGAUUGUGGCGUAUACGCAUCAAGCGGGACCACGCGAGGUCGUUAUUCUCUCAGCUUCAGGAGCUAUAUCUAGUGCGCUGCUUAACAGUCCUAGUGGAGUUGUUAAGUAUGAGGGACAAUAUGAAAUUGUUGCUAUGUCAGGCUCUUUCUUGAAUACUGAGAGUAAUGGUACUUUGACCAUAACUGGUGACUUGAGCGUGUCUCUGGCUAACCACAAUGGCAAGAUUGUUGGGGGUAUUGUUGCUGGAAUGCUAGUAGCUGGGUCACAAGUCCAGGUCGGUGUUGGAAGCUUUGUACCAGAGCGAGUGGUUGAGAAUAACACCGAGCCAGCUUCAGGUCCAGCAACAGCCAGUGGUAGUGGUGGACUAAAUGAUAGUAAAUCGCCGCUGCAUCAAGUUGGAAACUCUACGCCUCAACCACCUGACCAGAUGUGCGAUCUUCGCCUCUGGCCUGGCAGCAACCCUCAAUAAGAAAAUGGUUCGUGGGUCAACCUCACUGGAUUUGCUUCUCUGUUCCUUCUCUCUGAUCAGAAUUUUCCAUAAGUAGAUUGAUCUGUUAA